GGAAGUCACACGUCAAUAAUCUCUACAGCAAAUGGCACAGAUAUAAUCAUCUCUCAAAUACUCAUAUUUGCGCAAUUUAGUCAGUUCAGUCGCCUCCAAUGUUACACUGCCUUUUAAUAAAAUACCCCUGAGAUGAGAGGCUGCCAAAUUGUCUACGCACGUCCCCCCCCCCCCACAAGGGUUCUGCCUCUCUCCUCUAAUGAUAAAAUUAUUUUUUUCUUUAAAAAUCAACUACGUAAUUAAAAACAAAAAAAUAAUAUGCCUACCCGAAACAUUUCAUCAACUUUUAAUCGAAGUUAAUAAACAGAGCCCGACAGCGAUAAAUCGGAUAAAAAAUUACAAAAUCAGUGACGUACCAUUGUAUCGAGUAUCAGAGGUUUUAGUACGUGAGAAUCGUCAUCUCAGGUCCACAGCUUUAUCGUGUCUCAAAGUGAGAUUGUUUAUUACAGAGACCACGCGGUGCGCGUCCACAUUUCGUAUUGAGAUUAUAUCGCGUACACCCGACUAGCACUGACCAUCCAUAGUACUGCUCGUUACGUUCGUAGAACUUUAAUAUAUCGUAUUGACUGCACGCCUGUGAUAAGAAAUUGUGCCAACUUCUAGUGUAAUAUUUACACUGAAUUAAUAACCGCAGUGCCAUUUUUGUGUAAAUUUGUGAUUAAAAAUUUCAAAGAUGAACGGUGCGGGUUCCGAGUACAACAUGUCAAUCGUGAACUCCUACAAAAGGUUUAUGGAGAGGAACAGUGAUCCUCGGACAGAGAACUGGUGGCUGAUGUCAGGGCCAGGUCCUCUCCUAACGCUACUUGCCACGUACCUUUACUUUUGCACUUCUGUGGGUCCACGGUACAUGAGAGACAGGAAACCGUACUCGUUGAAGCAGCCUAUCAUAGUUUACAAUGUGAUCCAAAUAUUUAUGAGCAUGUUUUUGGUUUAUGAGGGCCUAGCCGCCGGCUGGUGGAACGAUUACAAUUUUAGUUGUCAACCAGUGGACUACUCAUAUAACCCUAAGGCAUUCAGGAUGGCGGGAGCAGUCUGGUGGUACUUCUUCGCGAAGAUCAUCGAGUUGCUUGACACUAUAUUCUUCGUACUCAGGAAGAAGAAUAAACAAGUAUCAUUCCUGCAUCUUUACCAUCACACAAUGAUGCCAAUUUGCGCUUGGAUUGGCGUCAAAUUCCUACCAGGUGGUCACGGGACUCUCUUGGGCGUGAUCAACUCCUUCAUCCACGUGGUCAUGUACACUUACUAUCUGAUCUCAGGCCUUGGUCCACAGUAUCAAAAAUAUCUGUGGUGGAAAAAACACCUUACCAGCAUGCAGCUUGUCCAGUUCGUCAUCGUGUUCUAUCACAACUUCAGUGUGAUGUUCUGUGACUGCAACUACCCUAAGUUCAUCAACUUUUUACUGGCCCUCAACGCCGCACUCUUCUUGUACAUGUUUGGUAAUUUCUAUUACCGAAGCUAUGUCAUGAUUGAGACCAACAACAACAAUGGAGUAGAAAAAAAUGAAAUCAAAUCGAGUCAAACUAUUGUUAAUGGUAAAGCGAAGGAAUGCUAGCGACUUCAACUUAAACGCUCAAUUAAUUUAACUUAGUUUUAAUGUGAUGUUAAAUAGUAAAUUACGAUUAGACUUUAGGGUAAUAUUAAUAUAAGUAGGAAUAAAGUACAACUUAAAUGUGACUAGUUUUCCGCUAGUUCAUUUAAAUCUACAUUAUUAUUACUUUAUAUGACAGUAAAAUUUAUGAUGGUGACAUAAGAAAUAUGAUGUAUGCUAAUAUUGUUAUAUUUACUGCAGUUAAAUGUAACUUAUUUUAGUAGUGAAGAGUCAUGUUCCACCGAAAGUAAAUUUGCAAAAAACGUACUUAUUAAAAUUAAUUAAAGUUAAGUCUGGUACAAUUUUAUUUAAGCUAGACCGUUAAAUUAAUCCGUAUAUACAUAAUUACAUUUAAAUAUACCUAAAGGAAAUUUUGUUACAUGUAAAUGUUCACAAUGUAUCAAAUAACUAUAAUUUUGACUUCUACCUAGGUAUAAUUUACAGACUCACUCCUGUACAUACAAAUUUGUGAAUUUUUCAAUGUGAUAUUUUACUUAUUUUACGAUAAGGAAAACGAAAUUAAACAUUUUAUGUAUAUUUUGUAUAUAUGUAAACGUUUAAUGAAAAUAUCGCUAAAGAGACUGUUUUUAAAAACAUAUCAUGAAAUCCGGAACAAACAUGUUUAUUUGACAAUAAACUCGAAAUGGUUUUUUAACAAAAAUAUAAUCGAUUGUAAAUAAAGGUUAUUAAAAAUAAAAAUAUGUUAAUGU
Parnassius mnemosyne (clouded apollo) is the source of this 2298-nucleotide messenger RNA. Lineage: Eukaryota; Metazoa; Arthropoda; Insecta; Lepidoptera; Papilionidae. The record is from the annotation of a GenBank genome assembly.